GGCCUGAGUCAUGACUCUGGAAUGCCAGCCAGCGCAUAACAUAAACAUGCAUUUCCUCAGGCCUGGCUCCACUUGUUCACUGUUUAGUUCACCAGUGGGUUUCACAGAUGUGGAAUAUCCCAGCCUGAGCUCAGGAUUGUUGUCAAAAACGGCUAGAGGCUGCAGCUGAACACAAUGCCUGGCUUGUUAAACCGAUCGACAUGGGCACCUCUCCCCUUGAAUUCAUCCUCAAUAAAAGCCUGCACGAAUGGUUACUCCCUCAGGAUUACCACGAGCCUUACCUAUACCAACCCAGAGAGUGAACCGGUGGAAGGUGUAUUUGUUUACCUGCUGGAGGAGUCAGAAGUGGUGGUUGCCUUUGAAGCUUUGACAGCAGGAAGACUGGUGACCAUCCAGGUCAAGAGCCGGGCACGAGCUGAUGAUUGCUGUUUUGAUUGUUACAACCGUGCCAAUCAGGCUCUGCAAUGUAACAAUGGUCAUCUGAUAUUGGAUGAAGAUAUGGAUAGAACGACUUUCAUUGUGAGCACUGGGUUAAUUGGUUCACGGGACACCAUGACGAUAUUCCUUAGUACUACGUUGGAGCUUCAGACACAACCGAAUGGCACUGUGCAGGUGUCGUUUCCUUCUGCUUUCAUGCCUCGGGUAUGCAGCCAUGAGGGGAAGCUCGAGUCGACAAGAAGAGAUGAAGAAGGCUUUAGGCCUACCAAUUGUUUUGGAGCGGGGGGAACGAGAGUAGAGAAAAUGAAUGAUCACCAUAACCUACCAGAGAUCCUCACGGAACAAGUAUUCAACCCAGUACCAUAUGAAUUCAGCUUUGAGAUGCUGGUGCGUGGCCCCUGUCUCCUAGCAGGAGUGGAGAGUCCCACGCACGCACUACGGGCUGGAGCAGAUCCCAUCGCCAGGUCUGCUUCCACACUCUACAUCACACUGGCCGAGAAACACCACUACGACAGGGACCUCCAAAUUAUAUUACAUCCAAGCGAGCCCUAUGUCCCACACAUUCUGCUGGAGAAAGGCAGCAUGAGUUUUGAGGGGUAUGAACGGCAUGUCAAAAAUAGACGGGAUUUCAUUCGCUUGAUGAGGAAAAGCUCCAAUGCUGACAAAAGGGUUGAUUUUGUGCGGAAGCGUUUUCACAAAGACAUCAGAUUCAAUCCUGUGCUGAUGCUGAACUUCUGCCCCGAUCUCCAUAGCAGCCCAACAGAUUUUGGAAAUGUGACCAGAGAAAUUAUCUUUCUUGUCGACAGAAGCAGGAGCACGAGUGGCAUUAAUAUGGAGAAAAUAAAAGAAGCCAUGCUAGUUGCCAUUAAAAGUUUACCACCUGGGACACUACUGAACAUCAUCGGGUUAGGCACAAAUGUGAGGACUCUCUUCUCUUCCAGUCAAGUGUGCAGUGAUGAGACCCUAUCCUUGGCAAAUGAAUAUAUUCAGAGGAUGGGAGCUGACAUGGGCAGCAGUAAUAUACUUGGUGCUUUAUCCUGGAUUUAUAAACAACCAGUCCAUUGUGGGUAUCCUCGGCAGCUCUUUAUUUUGACUGAUGCUUCUAUGAGCCAAGCCGGGAAAAUCAUAGAGUUGGUACGAAAAAACGCAAGCUCAGCAAGAUGUUUCAGUUACGGGCUGGGUCCUAAUGCCUGCAAGCGCUUACUACGCAGAGUUGCAAAGAUCACAGGUGGACUGUUUGAAUCUUUCAGUGAAGGUGAACAGUUGCAACCAAAGUUAAUUAAAUCUUUGAAGAAAGCAAUUGAGCCAGUUAUGAGUGACAUCACCAUCGAAUGGUAUCUCCCAGAUACUUUAGAAGUUCUUCUUUCGCCAAUGGAAAUUGGACCUUUAUACCCAGGGGAUCAUCUCAACAGCUAUGGUGUCAUUUAUGACCUUUCUGGAUUCCAAAGGAAGAAGAAUGUGGGAAAACAACAUAUUUCUAAAACGGUGUUAAAAGAGUCAGCCAACUCUGUAUUCCAGAAUCAAGGUGAAUCUUCUACCUCAGCCUUGUCUGACAGGAGCAACCUCUCUUUUCCUGCUGAAAAGAAUGACAUUAAGGAUGCAUUAAAGGAGAUUUCCCAGGAGAUUUCUACAGAGUUUUCAGCAGUUAAUGUGGAGGAAAGUGAAAAAUCUAAGGAUGCAGAGAGUGAUUCAUUCAAUGACUUGCGCAAGCGUAUCUCCCUCACUUCGUAUAUCCACGAGCAGUAUACGUUGACGCAUUGUUCUCUCAGCAAUCUUAAGGGACCUAGGGAUCGAAGUCUGUCGACCUGUGGUUCAAAUAGUAGUGAUUCUACAGAACCUCCAGAUAUUGGCAGGGAAGUUGCUUCCUUCCCACAUGGUUUGGAGAAUAUUGCCCAUCAGGGACAGAAAGGUUUGGUGCGUUGGGAAUCAUCAAAGAAAACAUUGUCCAACGUUGAAUCCACCAAUGGUAAAGGCUUCCCUGGAGCUGACCCUGUCUCAGAUGAGGCAAGAAGAAAGAGAAAACUAAUAGCUCAAGCAGCCCUAUCAGGUCGGAGUUUCUCUUCACCAAAUGGCCAAUUGGACAUGCAUUACCUGCGCAAGGCAUUGGCAAAAGUUUCCACGGCGAAGUCUUACAAUUGGUCCGUUGGAGGAAGAAUGAAUGAUAUUGGACAAGAAUCACAACAAUUUCAAGCUGACAGUAGCUCAAGGAAGAGCCUCAAUGAUUCCAACGCUCUUCUGUUCCAGGCAGCGACUCCAGAGUGGGACACAUUUUUUGAUCCCGAGAAUCUCUUCCUGCCGAUGACCUUGGAUGAGUCGAGCUUGACGGAAGUGAAUGGCGCUCCCGUAAUGCAGUGUAAAGCAGUGAUUCAUGGCUUGAUCAGUGGGAAGUCAGUCACAUGGGAGGCAACGGCCAACCUCUCCUCCCUCUACCAUGCGGCAGUUCAACAGGAGCCGACAGGCACCACCAAAACUCCAUGUGAUGGGAUCCUCCACCAGUUGACGGUGCAUUCAGUCAUCAGAGACUUUGAGAACAUGGCUGACAAAACUAACGAAAUUGAAUAUGCCCCUGCUGGAAGAUAUCGCUUGAAAGCUAUUCAGACCAGCAGAGCAAGUAACAGCAUGUCCAUUUACACAACCAUUGUGCCUGUGAAUGCUGCCACACAAGAGCCAUUACCCUCCUACGUGGAAGUACGAAACACAGGAGUCAUAAACCAGUCCCGAAGCUCGCAUUCAGGAAGCAAGAGACAGAGAAGUUAUUCUACCGCUUUGGGACAAAGGCCUUCAAGCCACGAUUAUGAGGAAUUGGAUGAUAUGUUUGGUUCCACAGGCAAGGAUGAACUUCCAGCUACGCCAACCAGCGUGGGAUCUUCAUCAUCCUCUGGUUGGGAAAGACAGAGUGUUCCAGAUGAAGAUGACCUUGAACAGGAAGCAGUGCACAAGGACUGGUGGUGGGACUCAUCUACUACACAAAGUGAGGGGCCCAUCACGAAGACCAUUGACUGGGAGACGGAAGCUCAUGGAGGUGACACUGCUCCUGGUUUGUGCAGAUCCGUACUCUCUUGUGGUGAAAAAAGCGAUGCCCUCGGAGAGAGAUCAGAUGUCUCCACACUGCAAGAUUCGACUCCACCCUCUGCUUUGACCAUGCCACCUCAGCCAGGCACCGGCCCAGUCACAGACACUUCAGAGGAAGUGAAUGAGUUUAAGAGGGAGACACAGAGCAAUGUACAGAGUCCAUCCGCAAUCUCAGUCCGAACACAGAAAUCAUUUGAAAAUUUCUUUGCAUCCAGGCUUAGCCUGGGAAGGUACAGAAGCUCAAGUCAGACUGGAAAAUACAUACCGAUAAAACCCAACAGUCUUUCUGCUAAACCAGACAUAUUGCCUGCAGAAGACAUUCAUGAUUAUAUGCCACUGGUGCGAUUGCAAUUGGCAUCUGGAGCUUUUCUUCUAAAUGAAGCCUUCUCUGAAGCAGUUCAGAUUCCUUUCGAUCGACUGAGGAGGGCCUCGCCCUUCUCCUGCCAUCGAGCAAGUCUCAGUCCAUCUUCUCGCUGCGCAAUGACCAGCAAGACUGAGUCUCCUCUCAGAGGGAAGAUCUCCAUCCAUGGAGAAGGGGUGGUUCAACCUUGUGCUGAUAGGAACGACCAGUGCCUGCUUGAAAACAAUCAGGAAAAUGCUGAAGAGAACAUAAAAGGUUCAAAGAAAAUUACGUGGUCGCAUCUGGAGGGUGUUGUGGAUCAUAGCAGUUCUCUAGCAAGUAGGUGCAACUCAUUCAGUGCCAGCGCUGAUGGUCAGAGCACCGUCGUUCAGCUGGUGGACAGUGGCAGGGGCUCUGAGAGCGACCUGUGUGAAAAUUCACCAGUCACUUCAGAAAGCAGUGGAGCCUCCUACAGGUUAAUAAAUGAUUUGAACUCCCAGUAUGAUGACUUGGAAGGGAUGAGCUGGGCGACUGCAGUCGGACUGGGCUGGCUUGAGCAUCAAAGUGCAGGUUAUUUUCCAGAAUGGGAGCUUAUUGCUGCCAAGGCCGACACGUGGCUACAUUCCCAACAACUUCCUGAACAGAUGAAUAUUAACGGACUGAAGGCAGCAACUAGGCAGCUUUUCCUGCUGCUGCGUCAUUGGAAUGAGAAUAUCAAACUCAACAUGUUGUGUUAUAACCCCAAUAAUAUGUAAAUACAAAUAUUUAAUUAAUAUAAUAUAUAAAUACUUGAUAAUAAUUUUAAAUUGGUGUGCAGAAAAUUAUAGUGCCUGAUUAAAAAUAACCCCAAAUGAGUCAUCCUGCUGCAUCUUUUGAUAUGAGGCAACUGUUCUGCCACUUAGUGACCAUUGUGACAGCACCAUUCUAUUAAUUAUGGUGCAGAUUUCAAAUGUUUUACCUCCUUUCUAUGAAAUACCUGCAAAGGAAAUUUGAUGAUUAACUGUACAAGGACUGGCCUGGAUUUAUAAUGAAAUAAAUGGCAAUAUUGAUUUUACACUGCUUUUCACUGGAACAUUUUGUUGCAAUUUUCAGAAGAGAGGUUUCACAAUAAUUGCACAUCUUUUUCUUCAAUUGAACACUGCACUAGCAAUCCGUCUAUCCGGUUCUGUUGAUUUCAGACAAUUACCUUUCACACUGGCCAGUUCAUGAAAACAGAAUAGAGCACUUCUAUUCCUAGAGGAAAACCACCAUUCUUGAUCAGUACAGGUAUCAGGGGUUAUGAGGUGAAGGCAGGAGAAGGGUUAGGAGGGAGAGAUAGAGCAGCCAUGAUUGAAUGGUGGAGCAGACUUGAUGGACAAAUGGCCUAAUUCUGCUCCUAUCACUUAUGACCUAAUGACUAUUGUC
Leucoraja erinaceus (little skate) is the source of this 5254-nucleotide messenger RNA. RefSeq names its product von Willebrand factor A domain containing 5B2 (gene vwa5b2). Bases 175 to 4605 code for a protein of 1476 amino acids. The transcript is spliced from 24 exons. The record is from RefSeq and is a predicted model, not a curated record. NCBI's taxonomy places the organism in Eukaryota, Metazoa, Chordata, Chondrichthyes, Rajiformes, Rajidae.